Messenger RNA from Entrophospora candida, 1517 nucleotides. The record is from the annotation of a GenBank genome assembly. Lineage: Eukaryota; Fungi; Glomeromycota; Glomeromycetes; Entrophosporales; Entrophosporaceae.
AUGGACAUUGUUAAAGCAGUUCAGAACUAUAUUAACAAGAUGAUCAAUGAUGUAGCAGGAAUGAAAGUGUUACUUCUUGAUUCAGAAACGACUCCUAUAAUUUCGAAUGUAAUGACUCAAUCUAGUCUUCUCUCACAUGAAACUUAUUUGGUUGAUCGUAUCGAUAAUCGUAAUCGUGAUAAGAUGCGACAUUUGAAAUGUGUUUGUUUUCUAAGGCCUACAAGUGAAACUAUUCAAUUACUAGUAGAAGAGCUUAGAGAUCCUUGUUAUGGGGAUUAUUAUUUAUUAGAUGAACAUGAAGUAGUGAGAGAAGUACAGGAAUAUUUUGCAGACUACUGUGCAAUAAAUCCUGAUUUUUAUUCUUUAAAUCUUUCAUUACCGCAAAACCAAUUAUUUGGUAAUUCAUUAAGCACCUGGGAUGGAAAAACUUUACAGCGUGUAGUAGAAGGUGUACUUGGUGUUUUGCUUUCCUUAAAGAAGAAGCCAUUGAUCCGUUAUGAGAAUAAAAGUGCUAUGGCAAAACAAUUAGCAAUGAAAAUACAUUAUCAAAUUCAACAAGAAGGGCAACUUUUUGAUUUUCGACGAACUGAUACUCCACCAAUAUUAUUAAUUCUAGAUCGUCGUAAUGAUCCUGUCACGCCAUUACUAUCCCAAUGGACUUAUCAAGCAAUGGUUCAUGAACUGCUUGGUAUAAAUAAUGGUAGAGUUGAUUUAUCAUAUAUACCUGAUAUAAGACCAGAUUUAAAGGAAAUUGUUCUUUCACAUGAUCAAGAUCCAUUUUACAAAAAAAAUAUGUAUUUAAAUCUUGGUGAUCUUGGAGUUAAUAUUAAAACUUAUGUCGAGGAGUAUAAAUCAAAAACAAAAUCUAGCAAGAAUAUUGAAUCAAUUGCUGAUAUGAAACAAUUUAUUGAAGAAUAUCCUGAGUUUAGAAAAUUGUCAGGAAAUGUUAGUAAGCACGUGACAUUGGUUGGUGAGUUGAGUCGUUUGGUGGAAAAAGAAAGUUUAUUGGAAGUUAGUGAAUUAGAACAAAAUUUAGCUUGUUCUGAACAACAUGCUAAUGGUUUAAAGAGUUUACAAUCACUCAUUACGAACCCUAAAGUAUCAGACGAUAGUAAAAUUAGAUUAGCUAUUUUAUAUUCAUUAAGAUAUGAAAAAUCAAGUAAUGAGAUUACUUCAAUAAUUGAUUUAUUACAUCGUAAUGGUGUUAGUGAACAAAAAAUUUCCGUGAGAUCGAUGAUUCAAUUUGCUGGUGCCGAUAAACGACAAGAUGAUUUAUUUUCUAAUGAAAGUUUUCUAGCAAAAUCAAAAAAUAAAAUUAUGGGACUAAAAGGAGUAGAAAAUGUUUAUACAAGACAUUCUCCUCAUUUAACGCAAACUUUGGAUUUACUGAUCAAAGGGAAAUUAAAAGAUACAAGAGGUGUUACUUAUGAAGAGGCCAAAUCUAUAAUGCAAAUAAAUUCCUCAAAUGCGGGUGUUAGAAUUGUAUUAGGUGGCACCACUGUUUAUAACAGCAAAAG